AUGAGCCUAUUCUUUUGCUUGCCACGCGAACUUCGAGAUCAGAUCUACGAAUACGCCCUGGACACAGCCCCGAAGACAUUUAAAUACGAUGGGUUGACCCUCCUCGCCACGGCGGGCUUCCCUAACACCGCAGAAGUCGACACAAAUGGUCUCUCUCCAUGGAUCCGGACCAACAAACAAAUGUGUGCUGAAGCGAUCGAAGUCUUCGGCCGGUUACGGACUUUCAUGGCAAUAGAGUACGAGGGGCGGAAUCUUCGAUUCGACCAUUGGCCACGCCGCCAGAGGGCUAUUCUGAACCCGCUCGUCAUCAACCAGAUUGUUAUCAAGAACAUCACGGUAGCACGGGGGUUCUCUCAGUUGCCAGGGGGCUCACGAGCCACAGGAGUACUCCUACGCCUUCUGAGGAGCUGGCAAUCCAAUGACCUGUGUUUGGAGACUAAGUGGAUGAGGCAACCUCUAGACCCUGGUUGGAAAAAUAACGGUGAAUCUGACGUGUUUGAAGAAUGGAAUAGUUUCUGGAAUGGCCGGUUCCGGAGCGUCAAGAUCUACAUUCAUUACGUUACGAGCACUCGAAACGCCGCGAAGCAGAAGAUGUUGGAGUUGGCGGAAGCGUGCGCAAGGAGGCUUGUUGGUGGAGAUCAAGGGGCUGUGAAGAAGCAUCUGGGUACAUACGACCAGUCUGAGAUUCAGUAUCAGAAGCAGUGUGUGACGGUCGAGCGUAAAAUCUGA
Cucurbitaria berberidis CBS 394.84 is the source of this 729-nucleotide messenger RNA. RefSeq lists its product as uncharacterized. NCBI's taxonomy places the organism in Eukaryota, Fungi, Ascomycota, Dothideomycetes, Pleosporales, Cucurbitariaceae. The record is from RefSeq and is a predicted model, not a curated record. Bases 1 to 729 code for a protein of 242 amino acids. The transcript has a single exon.